This is a messenger RNA of Odontomachus brunneus, 616 nucleotides long. RefSeq lists its product as uncharacterized. The record is from RefSeq and is a predicted model, not a curated record. The transcript is spliced from 4 exons. NCBI's taxonomy places the organism in Eukaryota, Metazoa, Arthropoda, Insecta, Hymenoptera, Formicidae. Gene Ontology annotation, molecular function: serine-type endopeptidase inhibitor activity; protein binding. Bases 168 to 473 code for a protein of 101 amino acids.
CGGAUAAGAUAAAUAAGUGCGCGUACAACGCAAAAGACAGUUCGCCAAGAAUCAGCGGUGGAAUUGAAUUUUCGAUCCUGCAUCAUUUUAUCGAACGAGACACUAUCAUUUCUUCUUUUUUCUUUCUUUCUUUUCUUGUCGAACUUCGAUAUUUGGACUGUUUACGUAUGGAAAUAAUCAUGAAGUAUAUCGUUGUAUUUGCGCAAGUGUUGUCCUUGGUUUACUUGGUCGCCUUGGCCUUUCCGCAAAACAGCUUGUCCAAUAACUUCGAUAACCCGACAACUAGUACCACACAAAGAACAACAACCGCAUGUCCUUGUGUAGCGACUGCAGAAUACAAUCCAGUAUGUGGUACUGAUAACGUUACUUAUUGGAACAUGGGAAGAUUUAACUGCGCGAAAAAUUGUAAUCCAAACCUCGAAGUAAGACUAAUUAGAGCCUGCGAACCAUAUAGCCAACUGAGCAGUAAUUGAGAAAUAUUAUAACAUAUAAUUAAAGAUCCAUGAUAUCCUGAUAAUAACAGCAAUAUAGAACAUACUUUUGAAGAUAUUGUAAACAUUUUUUUAUUAGAGGAACAUUCAACAAUGUUUAAUAAUAAAAAAGUACUUGAUUCUUA